Molecule: messenger RNA, 726 nt
Organism: Peronospora matthiolae
Lineage: Eukaryota; Oomycota; Peronosporomycetes; Peronosporales; Peronosporaceae
Source: the annotation of a GenBank genome assembly
AUGGAUGGAGCUGCUGCCAGAGGUCGGCUUGAUAUUGUGAAGUGGCUGUCAGUAGUACGGAAUGAGGGCUGCACCAUUGCAGCGAUCGACGGAGCGGCAAAAAACGGGCAUUUGAAGGUAGUAAAGUGGCUUUGCAAUCAUUACAUUGGAAGGUGCUCGAGCGGAGCUUUAAAUGCUGCAGCAAAGAAUGGUCACGUUGACAUAGUGAAGUGGCUCUGUCGACGCAAUCGCGGGCGAAGCGAUCAUGAGCCAUACAAGAUUACCUACGGGGUGCAGGCCGUUGCGUGUUCUGGUGAUACAGACGCCUUGCGAGAAGUUUUGCGAGAAAACUGUAGCUGGUACUAUGUCGGUCGAGCUCUUGAAGAUGCGGCGUCGCAAGGUCUGACAGACGUCGUGAAGGUUAUACUGACAGUGAAUCUUCAGCAAUCAAAUGUCAGUCGUGCGCUGAAGAACGCAGUGGACAUGGGACACGAGGAAACUGUCAAGCUGAUGGCAGAUCUUUGUUCUUCCUCAGAGAUCAGAGCUGCGCAAGUAAACUCGACCGCCUCAUGCAACAAGAAGAUCUCUGACUUGCUUUGUAGAGCACUCGAGGCGAGGGAUGUCGAAGAGAAGUGGGGAUAUUUUCGGACGCAACGCAAGACACUUGAACGUAUGAAGACGUAUCGCGGUAUCGGACGUAGUCAGGAUAAAUCCGUGUCGUUUUGCGGGUUACUUCGGUCGUGGUGA